CCCCCCCCCGCCCCUCCGAGCAGCGGCCGGAGCCUGGGAGCCUGCGAGCCUGCGCGGCGCGGCGGGCGGGCCGAGCGGGGAGAUGAACACGGUGCUGUCCCGAGCCAACUCGCUCUUCGCCUUCUCUUUGAGCGUGAUGGCGGCGCUCACCUUCGGCUGCUUCAUCACCACCGCCUUCAAGGAGCGGAGCGUGCCCGUCAGCAUCGCCGUGUCCCGGGUCACGCUAAAAAAUGUAGAAGAUUUCACUGGACCUAGAGAAAGAAGUGAUCUGGGAUUCGUCACAUUUGACAUUACUGCAGAUCUGCAGAGUAUAUUUGACUGGAAUGUUAAACAAUUGUUUCUAUAUUUGUCUGCAGAAUAUUCAACAAAAAACAAUGCUCUAAACCAGGUGGUUCUUUGGGACAAGAUCAUGUUGAGAGGAGAUAACCCAAGGUUGUUCUUAAAAGACAUGAAGUCAAAGUACUUUUUUUUUGAUGAUGGAAAUGGUCUCAAGGGAAACAGGAACGUGACUUUGACUCUCUCCUGGAAUGUUGUACCAAACGCUGGCAUUCUACCUCUUGUAACAGGAUCAGGACAUGUGUCUGUACCUUUCCCAGAUACCUAUGAAACAACAAAAAGUUAUUAAAUUAUAAUUCUGAAUCCUAAGCAAGAUAUUUUUAUACUUGUAUAUUGUGAAUAAAUUUUAUUGCAGUUUCUUCUCACAUCCCAUGCAACCAUUCAGUGAAAGGUACUUAAUUUCCUCAGGUCUAACAGCAUAGGAAAAGGAAAUGAAAGUUCAGGGUUUUUUUUUAAUAAAACAUUGAAGCUGAAACUUAAGGAAAGGUAAAUUGCAGAGUAAUGGUUUGGGGGGGGGAAACUGAGGAGGGUUUUUUUCUUUUUCUUUCUCCUGGCCAUCUGGGUAUAGAUCUCCUUUUCUUUUAAAUAAACGUUUUUAAACCAGAA
Harpia harpyja (harpy eagle) is the source of this 942-nucleotide messenger RNA. It is a transcript of the gene SPCS3, whose product is annotated as signal peptidase complex subunit 3. NCBI's taxonomy places the organism in Eukaryota, Metazoa, Chordata, Aves, Accipitriformes, Accipitridae. Gene Ontology annotation, cellular component: signal peptidase complex; membrane. Gene Ontology annotation, biological process: protein targeting to ER. The transcript is spliced from 5 exons. The coding region runs from base 83 to 625 and encodes 180 amino acids. The record is from RefSeq and is a predicted model, not a curated record.